GAACGUUAACGCUAAAACAUACAGUCUUGUUGUUCCUCUGGUCACAAAGAAACGGUACAAGAUGGACGAACAACAGGCUGCAGCAGGUCGGUACAAAAUGUACAAAUGUAUGGUGAUAGUAGCUGCACUUGUAACAGCGGGCUGUAUGUCUGCCAUCAUUGUUUGUGGAACCAAUAUCGUUCAACCGAUCGUGGAAACCAACUCUCUUUCGUUCAAAGAGACAACCUGUACUACAGCAAGGAGUUAUCUUACCGGAGAGAAAGCUGACUGUGACUGUGGAAAGAACUGUCAGUCCGCGUACCCCUGUCUGCGUAUCACCGUGUCGUACGCUGAUGAGGGCGGCACCACCAAUAACGGGGUCCUGUUCGACACUGAACAAAGGCUCAACAAAGACGGGCACAGAGGAGAGGACCUCCAGUGUGUGACUGCACCUUGUGACAGAAGCUGGGAAGAGAACCGGAAAGAAGUCGAGAACUUUCAAGAUGAACACGCGGACGGGCAGACUUACAAGUGCCUGUACAACCCAGCUGAUACCAACCAAGUCUUGCUCAAGAGGCUGUUCACAUGGGACCAUAUGUUUCACUCCAUGCUGUGGAGUAGUAUCGGGUUCGUCGUUUUCGCUUGCGUCACCGUGUACCUUGCCCUUCGGUGUAAGAAAGCAGGUGAGAAGACGUCCCUUACGACAGGUGUUACAGGUGUUCAGCAUGGACUACCGCCUCCUUAUCCCGGAAGACAAGCCCCUUAUCCUUAUCCAGGGUUGCAGAUGCAAUCCGUACAUGAGAACUCCUACCAGACACGCUAUUCGACACCCUCUGACAAUAAGGGAUUCACAUUCAACUGAAUCUGUUGAUUCGUUAUACCCCCUUUUCCCUAGGACGGCACUCUCUCUGCCACCGAAAAUUUGACAGAUCGCUCAACGAA
Branchiostoma floridae (Florida lancelet) is the source of this 921-nucleotide messenger RNA. RefSeq lists its product as uncharacterized. Gene Ontology annotation, biological process: potassium ion transport; detection of calcium ion. Gene Ontology annotation, molecular function: potassium channel regulator activity; calcium-activated potassium channel activity. NCBI's taxonomy places the organism in Eukaryota, Metazoa, Chordata, Leptocardii, Amphioxiformes, Branchiostomatidae. The record is from RefSeq and is a predicted model, not a curated record. The transcript is spliced from 5 exons. Bases 62 to 841 code for a protein of 259 amino acids. Gene Ontology annotation, cellular component: voltage-gated potassium channel complex; membrane.